CUGACGGCCGGAAUUCUACAAGUCUAUAGUGUCAGUAGUAUAACGUGUGAAUGUUUUUCUCGCCAGUAGAGUGGUACCCGCACCUUUAGGUGAAAUUUAAAAAACACAACAAUGCCAGUCGAUCCUUUAGCGAGAUAUCAGGGCGAUGCCAGAUUAAAUUACAAGCCCACAGAAGAAGAAAGAUUGAAAUUAGCGAGUCUAGAAAUACGUCUGAGGCAUCAACCGUUACCACAACAUUGUGUUGAAAAAACAGCCGGUACUCGAACAUUAAAGCCGUUCGAAAAGGAACAGUUCGAGCAAUAUGUAAAAAUCAGAAAUGGUCCCUGGAGUGAAGAUGAAGAUCUGGAAAUUAAGAGAAAUUGGAGAGAUUUUUGUACGGACCAUGAUUGGGAUCCCAAAAAUCCAAAACCAUUUUUGCAAAUGAAAUACAAGAAUAAAGAAUUUUACAUGAGUCUGCGAAACCGGAAAAUGUUCAUGAGAUUUUUAGCUAAUGGCUUAGAUGAUCGAACACUGUACAGUGUUUUUCAGAGAUUCAAAGUUCUGUAUGACAAGCACAAAAUAUCAAAGUACUCUGAGUUCGAAGAUCAGACUAUACUUGAUUAUAUGAAAGAUUACAAAGUGGAGCCAGAAGGGAGAAACAGAGUGUUCGCAGAUUUAGCCAUUAUACUAAAAAGAACGAGAGCAUCCGUGUGGCGCAGAUAUCGUGCUCUAUGUAAAGCAAGUGAAAACGAACAACAAGCAAACAAUUAGCACUUGAAGUAGUUAAUCAAAUAGGUAAAUUUUUACUUAAUAGAUAAGUAAAUUUUAGCUCACAUAAUAGUAAUAGAAAGGUUAAAUAUCAUUGUAUAAAUUUAUGAUGAAUUCUAUUUUCUAAGAGAAUGUAAAUAAAAGUCAAAUUUUAUAAAUUAA
This is a messenger RNA of Trichogramma pretiosum, 909 nucleotides long. RefSeq lists its product as uncharacterized. Gene Ontology annotation, biological process: regulation of transcription by RNA polymerase II. Gene Ontology annotation, molecular function: DNA-binding transcription factor activity, RNA polymerase II-specific; RNA polymerase II cis-regulatory region sequence-specific DNA binding. Gene Ontology annotation, cellular component: nucleus. NCBI's taxonomy places the organism in Eukaryota, Metazoa, Arthropoda, Insecta, Hymenoptera, Trichogrammatidae. The coding region runs from base 112 to 750 and encodes 212 amino acids. The record is from RefSeq and is a predicted model, not a curated record. The transcript has 5 exons.